Apaloderma vittatum (bar-tailed trogon) is the source of this 1005-nucleotide messenger RNA. It is a transcript of the gene WDR31, whose product is annotated as WD repeat domain 31. The record is from RefSeq and is a predicted model, not a curated record. Gene Ontology annotation, molecular function: protein binding. The coding region runs from base 1 to 1005 and encodes 334 amino acids. The transcript is spliced from 10 exons. Lineage: Eukaryota; Metazoa; Chordata; Aves; Trogoniformes; Trogonidae.
AUGGGGACACUGCAGAGUAGAAUCGGCUUCCACACCUCCAAAUACAGGGCCGGGGGCUCCGGGGAAGAGACGGGACCCGCUCGAGCAGGGCAGCACGGCCCCACGCACGCCGACGCCGUCACUUCCGUGGCCGCUCUCAAACCAGACCUGUGCGUAUCAGGAGGAAGGGAUAAGAGCGUGGCUGUUUGCAGCUGGAGAUCCGGGGCCGCCCUGCGCCGCUUCGUCGGGCACGAGCGGGAGGUCACCAAGGUCGCUUCUGCCCUUGACUCAAACAGAGUCUUCAGCGCAUCCCGAGACAAGACGGUGAUGAUGUGGGAGCUUCACAGGACUUCGGGGCCAAGCCAGCACUUCCCAGGGCAUGAGCUGGUUGUGACCGGACUGGCUGUGAGCCCGGAUGCCUCCCGGCUGUGCACAGGCUCGCGAGACAACACCGUCUGCAAGUGGGACACAGAGACUGGAGAGUGUCUGGGCAGAGCCGCUAUCUCCAGGAAUCUGGUCACACAUCUGUGCUGGGUUCCUGGGGAGCCUUACAUCAUCCAGACAUCAGAGGAUAAAACAAUCAGGAUCUGGGACAGCCGGGAGCUGCAGGUGGCACACACGUUUCCAGCCAAGCGGCACAUUCAGACGUGCUGCGACGUGAGCCAGGACGGGCGGUACUGCCUCAGCGCCAGCAGCGGCUCCGCUGGGGAGGGCGGCGAGGCCACCCUGUGGGACCUUCGGCAGACGAGGAACCGAGUGCGUGAGUACAAAGGGCACUUCCAGACCACGACCUCCUGCGUUUUCCUUCCACGGGGCCCAGCUCUCGCCCCCAGCGUUGCCACGUCCUCAUCCGACAGCACCGUGAAGGUCUGGGACCGAGACACUGGAGCAUGCCUGGCCACGCUGCUCCUCGAGGGAUCGGGCCCACUGGCCUCGCUGGCUGCUUGCGACAGCUCCAUGCUGCUCUGUGCCAGUGUUCUAGAAGAGCAGACAGAAAUCAAACCGUGUGUUGUGAAGUACCUGUAA